AUGAAAUUAUUAAGAUAUUUGCAUUUAAAUUUUGAACCGUAUUCAUGUGGAUGCGAACAUAGUUUGCAAAGUCGUGAUGAUUAUGUUAAUUUAAAAUUUGAAGAAUUUUUACGAAAUGAAAAAUCAUUGAGUAAUUUGGAAACUAUUAUUAUUGGUUAUAUUCCUGAAGAUGAUAAUACUGAGACUACUACAAAAUUAUCAUUUAAUACAUUGAUUAAAAAAUAUAUUACCUUGUCUACCAAAAUUAAAGAAUUUGAUAAUAAACUCAAUUGA
Molecule: messenger RNA, 273 nt
Organism: Rotaria sp. Silwood1
Lineage: Eukaryota; Metazoa; Rotifera; Eurotatoria; Philodinida; Philodinidae
Source: the annotation of a GenBank genome assembly